AUGCGUCUUGAUGAGCGGUACGUUCCGUACUUGCAGAUGGCUGGCUUGUACCAUCUUGCAAGGCUGAACGACAGAUGGUUCCGACUAGACGAGCCUCUAGUCAGUGCAUUCAUCGAGAGGUGGCGGCUUGAGACGCACACCUUCCACAUGCCUUUUGGAGAGUGUACCAUCACGCUUCAGGACGUCGCAUACCAGCUGGGGUUGCCCAUGGACGGUCAUUACGUUAGUGGUUGUCUGACAGACUUCCACCUAUACAUUGAGGGUGGGAGGCCGGCUUGGACGUGGUUCCAUGAGUUGCUCGGUGUCUUACCUCCUGAAAACCAAAUUCAGAAAUUCGCGGUGAACUGCACAUGGUUUCAGGAGACAUUUGGGGAGUGUCCCGUGGGGGCUGACGAGGAGACAGUUAGGCGCUUUGCCCGUGCCUAUAUCAUGAUGUUGUUGGGGACGCAGCUGUUUGCAGACAAGUCUGGCAACCGUAUACACAUAAGAUGGUUACCAUAUGUUGCUAGACUUGAGCAGAUGGGUGGCUACAGUUGGGGCUCGGCGGCACUGGCCUGGCUUUACCGAUGUAUGUGCCGAGUCGCCAACAGACAUGUCGUGAAGUUAGCCGGGCCGUUAUAG
This is a messenger RNA of Arachis ipaensis, 621 nucleotides long. NCBI's taxonomy places the organism in Eukaryota, Viridiplantae, Streptophyta, Magnoliopsida, Fabales, Fabaceae. The record is from RefSeq and is a predicted model, not a curated record.